Messenger RNA from Lepisosteus oculatus (spotted gar), 15063 nucleotides. The record is from RefSeq and is a predicted model, not a curated record. NCBI's taxonomy places the organism in Eukaryota, Metazoa, Chordata, Actinopteri, Semionotiformes, Lepisosteidae.
UUUUUAGCUCAUAUAAAUGGAAUCAGAGACAGUAGAAUAUUGUCCAGCUUUGACGGACAUCCAUUCUUUAUAGCUGUGUCUGAUGGAUUAAGUAAGGAAAGAAAAAAUGAAAGCUGUUUCAUUUCACUAGAACGCAAAUCAUGUCUUGUGCUGAGGAGGUGCUUUUUGUUAAUUCAGUCCUGCACAGAUCUUUGUUAAGAUGACACACAUUCCGCUCCACAUGGAUUAAAAGAGACUGAACAGAAACCAAGCCAAUUCAGCAAUGCACUUUAUUUGCUAAGUCAUCAUGGCUAACAAGCAGCAGAGAAAUAGGCCGUGAGAAGCCAUCAAUAUCAGGUUGCAGGGUUGGUGUGUUUCUGCCUUAGUUCAAAAGCUUAAUCAUCUGGGGGCUACUACAACCAUACUGUAUGUUAAACAUCUUGCCAGGACCUGAAGUCCGCAACCAUGAGUGGAAGCGUCAACCUAAAGAUUGCUCCAAGGACACAGCAGGGCUCAGGAAUUCCUCUGCCUCGGAGCUUAAUUACCUCAUCCAAGCCGGUGGACAAAAACCAAGGGACUGGAGGGACAAGGCAAAUGAAACAGUUGCCAGUGAGUGCCAAGGGUACAACAUCCUCCAAAGAAUUGCUAAGAGGAAGUACUCUCAGAUCCUGGGAAAGGAAUCAGCUUCUGUUCCAGAACACUGGCAUGUCCAGAGCUUGUAGCUCAUCUAAGGCUUCCUAUGCUUUUGAAAGAGACAAUGGGACGAGAUCUGCAUUCAGCAGCCCUCGGAUCUCAAGAAAGGAGGCCCCCAGGUCAAAAGACACAUUGGACGUCAACAAGAGCUCCCUAGCUUUUGAUGCUUUCAGGGAUCAGAAGCAGAACAGAAACAAAGUCACACAACAGGGCAAUUCAGGAUUUAGUCAAAAUGCCAAUGAGGAUUUGCGAGAGAACAAAAGCUGCACCAGGGAAGACAGUGCUCUUUCCCCAUGCACAGCCAAAGAGAGGGUGCCUGCCACAUUCAGCAAUGACAAUUCGCUGCCCAAUUUAGCUCCUACUAGAACAAACAGCAUUAGGACAGAUAAAGGCCAUCUAGAUUUCAGCGUCCCUGGUGGGUUGGGGAGUUUCUCUGAUGAAGAAAUGGGCACUCCAGAAGACUCUUCUCCGACUAAACAAGAGCAACCUGUAUCCCCUUCAGUGAGUGUUCAGGGAGACAGUGCUAUAAUGUUACCCAAAGGGAACCAGCCAUCACAAGUCAAUAUGGCUGCAGUGGCACCUUUCAGGUACAGGCUCCAGAUUGAGGACAAUGAUGUUUCUUCACUAGAGGACUUUAGUGACUGUUCCUCAGACUCCAUGGAGCUGUCCUGCCAGAGCAUAGACCCAGAGUCCCAGAGGAAACGCACUGUACAGAAUGUUCUGGAUCUGAGACAAAACCUGGAAGAUACCAUGUCCAGUUUGCGGGGAUCACAGCUAAGUCACAGCUGCCUGGAGAACAGCGUCUGCUAUGACAGCGAUGAGACCAACCCCCGCAGUGUGUCCAGUAUGUCUAACCGGUCAUCACCACUGUCAUGGCGCUAUGGUCAGUCCAGUCCGCGACUGCAAGCUGGGGAUGCCCCCUCCUCAGCUGGGGGCUACCACAGUCAGAGCACACAGUAUGCCUCACAUACCAUGCCCAUGAGGAGCCCCAGUCGGCUGAGUCACAUCUCCCGCAUUGAGCUAAUCGAAAGCCUAGACCCUGAUGACUCAGACCUGAAAUCUGGAUACAUGAGUGACAGUGACAUCUUGAGCAAAAGUCUUCAUGAUGAUGAUGACGAUGACCUCGCCAAUGGCUGGGAUGAGAGCAGCUCUAUAAGCAGUGGUCUCAGCGAUGCAUCAGAUAACCUCAGCUCUGAAGAGUUCAAUGCCAGCUCCUCUCUCAAUUCCCUACCAACCACUCCCAUUGGUUCACGAAGAAACUCUGCCAUUGUGCUGCGUACAGAUGCUGAGAAGAGAUCCCUGGUGGAAAGUGGGCUGUCGUGGUAUAGCGAGGAUGGUAAACCACACCGGAAGAUGGACAUUAGUAGUGGGUACGAUACUGGCAGCCUCAAGACGGAAUCAUCCAGCAAGUGGAGGAAGGUGCGGCCAGAGACAAGCAGUGAGGAGAUGGCCAAAGGGGAGCUGAAGAAGCCUCAGAGCUUGGGGCAGCCAAAUGUCCUUAGGAAGGGCAAGAACCCUCCUGUGGGUGUCACCUCCCCUAUCACACACACCUCACAGAGCAUGCUCAAAGUGGCUGCACCUAAGAGUGACCAGAAGGCAGUGGACAAGGCCAAGAUGGCGGUGAAAGCUUCUGGCUUGCAAAGAUCUUGCUCAGAUGCAGGGAAAGAUCGUGGUGAAUCCCGAAAACCACCUUCAGGACUUGCCCGUCCCUCUGCAGGGACCUCAUUUGGCUACAAAAAACCUCCUCUGGCCACAGGCACAGCUACUGUGAUGACGGCUGGUGGAACUACCAUCUCCAGUGGCUCAGCUACUGUUGGGAAGACGCCCAAGACCUCUGGUAUCCCAGUGAAGCCAAUGAGUGGUGGUGGUGGUGGAGGAGGAGGGAGUGGGGGACGCAAGACUAGCCUCGAUGUGUCAAACUGCACUGAAGGGUUUCUGUCUCCUAAUGCCCGCACUAACAUCCAGUAUCGCAGCUUGCCUCGGCCUGCCAAGUCCAGUGCCAUGAGCCUUACUGGCAGAGCUAGUUCACGCCCUGUCAGUAGCAGCAUUGACGCCAGUUUGUUGAGCUUAAAGCCAAGUGGGGGCUCCUCUAGGCUGAAGGAGCCAGGCAUCACCAAAUCAAGUGGACGUGCCAGCAUGGGGCCCGUCAACCAAACAGACAGGGAGAAAGAGAAGGCGAAGGCUAAGGCAGUGGCUUCAGACUCAGAAUGUGGACCCAUGAAAUCGGGCCCCCCUGCCCCUCAGACUCCCCAGGAGCCCAGCUCCAAGCUUCAGGGCCUCCGUCAAUCCAGUGGAAGCAAGUUCUCUGAGCUUUCUUCUCCUACCACACACAGGGUGCUGAGCUCCAAGUCUCUUGGUAAGCCACCCUGCCUGGCUCAUUUGGAUAAGGUGAACUCCAACAGUCUGGAUUCAGGGAUGAGUGCCCAGGACCACCCUCCAACUGUGACCACUUUCUCCAAGAUGCAGGAGAAACAGGGAUCCGGGAGUGCCUGUCUUACUCCCAGCCCUGCUCCAGUCCUCAACAUCAACUCUACUAGCUGUUUCUCUGACCAGGCCUUGAGCCUGAGUUCCUCGCCCCUGCUCUACCCCAAACUCUCAGGCCUACAUCGUAGCAUGGAGUCCUUGCCCCUGCACAUGAGUGUUCCCUCUGGCACGAGCUUCAGUGAAACAGAUUCCCGAGACAAGGAAGAGGACCGCAGUGCCACGGGCUGGAGUGGGAGCACAAGGGCCUCUCUCACAGAAAGCUCUCAACGGGAUAGGAACACUCUGCCCAAGAAGGGCUUAAGUAGCCGGUACAACUCGUGCCAACCCGAGGAAGAUAGCAAAGAGCGUCGGCACUCACACACCAUUGUGAGUCUGACCGAGUCCGAGUGCGCUCUGCAGCUGCCAUCACCAUCCUCUGUAUCCCUGUCCUCUACUGGCAAAGCUCCCUUCACCAACGUUGUGAGCCCCAGUCCUACAAGUGCACCUCGAAUGACCCGGUCCAACAGCAUCCCAACGCAUGACGCUGCCUUCGAGCUGUAUGGAGGCUCACAGAUGGGCAGCACCCUCUCCCUGGCAGACAGACCCAAGGGCAUGAUCCGCUCUGGCUCCUUCCGGGACCCUGUGGAUGACGUGCAUGGUUCAGUUCUGUCUCUGGCAUCCAGCGCUUCAUCAAACUAUUCUUCGGCUGAAGAAAGGAUGCAGGGGGAGCAAAUCCGUAAGCUGCGAAGGGAGCUGGAGUCCUCUCAAGAGAAAGUGGCCAAUUUGACUACUCAGUUAUCAGCCAAUGCUAAUCUGGUUGCUGCAUUUGAGCAGAGCCUGGCGUUUAUGACAUCACGGCUGCAAAGCUUGUCUGUCAGUGCAGAACAGAAGGACACUGAACUCGUGGACUUGCGUGAGACAAUUGAGAUGUUAAAGACCAAAAACUCGGAGGCGCAAGCAGUAAUCCAUGGAGCCUUGAACAACCCAGACAUCACACCAAAAGAGCUGCGAAUAAAACGUCAAAACUCAUCUGAAAGCAUCUCCAGCCUCAACAGCAUCACCAGCCACUCCAGCAUUGGUAGCUGCAAGGACGCGGAUGCCAAGAAGAAGAAGAAGAAAAGCUGGCUGAGGACCUCCUUCAACAAGGCCUUCAGCAUCAAGAAGGGACCCAAAUCGGCCACAUCAUAUUCAGACAUAGAGGAAAUUGCCACACCAGACUCUUCUGCCCCAUCUUCCCCAAAACUGGUCCAUGAAGGGGCAGAGAAUACAGCCUUGUCCCUCACAUCAUCCACAUCCACUUCCUCCUCAGUAAUUUUUGAGGGGAAUGAGGAACCAGAGAAUGAGGAGAAGGUGGUAUCAGAGCUGCGCUCGGAAUUAUGGGAGAAGGAAAUGAAACUGACAGAUAUCCGACUGGAGGCCCUUAGCUCUGCCCACCAGCUGGAGCAGCUCCGGGAAGCAAUGAACAAUAUGCAGAUGACAGUGGAGAAUCUGAAGGCAGAGAAUGAUCAGCUAAAGACAGGGACAACUGCUCCCAGUUCUGCCCCUCCCUCAUCCAUCUCCCAACCACAGAGUUUGACCACACUGCUUACCUCAUCAUCACCACGGCAAUCUAUGGCCAUGUCCCUCACCCAGUCCUUCAGCCUGAGCCUAAGCGAGUGCAAUGAACCAGAUUUGUCUCCAAUGGACGCGAUGAGUACUUCCUCCCAGAAGGAUGAGCAUCGUCUUCGUGUGGUGGUCUGUGUGCCAGAUCUGCAGAUUUUCAAAGAUGAUGUUAAACAGCAGGAUUUCUUCAUUGGCUCAGUGAAAAUCAAUGCAAAGACAGACUGGACCAUGCUUGACAAAGCGGUCAUUCAGGCCUUCAAGGACUACAUUAUAGUUGUGGACCCUGCCUCCAGUCUAGGAUUAUCUGUUGACUCCAUCUAUAGCUACAGCAUCAACAAUGGCAAAAGGAUCCUGGGUACAGAGACACCUGAAGUAUUGCCAUCCAGAUGUAUGAGCAAAGGAGUCAACAACAUCUCUGUGACAUUGAAAGGUUUGAAGGAGAAGUGUGUGGACAGUCUGGUGUUUGAGACUCUGAUUCCCAAGCCCAUGAUGCAACACUACAUCAGCCUACUGCUAAAACAUCGACGACUGAUACUCUCGGGGCCCAGCGGUACAGGCAAGACCUACCUCACUUCACGUCUAGCGGAGUACUUGGUGGAUCGCUCUGGGCGGGAAGUCACAGGAGGCAUCACGGUCACAUAUAACAUGCACCAGCAGUCCUGCAAGGACCUGCAGCUGUAUCUUUCCAAUCUGGCAAAUCAAAUUGAUCGGGAGACUAGCAGUGGAGAUGUCCCAUUGGUUAUUAUCCUGGAUGACCUUAGUGAUGCAUGUUCUAUCAGUGAGCUUGUUAAUGGUGCCCUGACCUGCAAAUAUCACAAAUGCCCCUAUAUUAUUGGUACAACUAAUCAGCCAGUCAAGAUGACUCCAAAUCACGGUUUGCAUCUGAGCUUUAGAAUGGUGACUUUUUCUAACAACGUGGAGCCAGCUAAUGGCUUUUUAGUGCGUUACCUGCACAGGAAGCUGAUGGAGUCGGAGAAUGAGAGCAGCAUUUGCAGUGAGGAGCUCAUGCGGGUGCUGGACUGGGUGCCCAAGCUCUGGUACCACCUGCACACCUUCUUGGAGAAGCACAGCACCUCUGACUUUCUCAUUGGGCCCUGUUUCUUCCUGUCCUGCCCAGUCACAGUGGAAGAGUUCCGUUCAUGGUUCAUCGACCUUUGGAACCAUUCCAUCAUACCCUACCUGCAAGAAGGUGCCAAGGAUGGUAUCAAGGUGCAUGGCCAUAAGGCUGUUUGGGAGGACCCAGUGGAGUGGGUGAGGGGUACUCUGCCCUGGCCCUCUGCUCAACAGGACCAGGCUAAGCUUUUCCACCUACCCCCCCCCAGCGUGGGACCAGUUAGCACAGGGCAGGUUGCCGAAGAGCGGGUAUCCAAGGAGACAACCCCCAGUUCCCUCGAAUCAGACCCACUAAUGGCCAUGCUGUUAAAACUUCAGGAGGCAGCCAAUUACAUUGAAUCUCCUGAUCGUGAGACAGCAGUCGAGCCCAAUCUCCAAUCUACUCUUUGAAAACUACAAGGAGACUAAAGACUGAAUACCUUUGGAUGGCUAGUGCUGUUAAGAAGCUUUCUGCCAUGUUUUUGAUUCAUCGAUGGGCCUGCAGGCUUUUAGAGUGUCUUUGUCUUGGUUGUGCUGAGUUACAGAAGGAACCUGCAGACACAGCAUGUUCUAUAUCUAGUAGAACUAAAAACUAAUACUAUUAAAAAGAAUUCAGUUGGAUUUCACCUUUAAUGUUAAGAGAAAAUAACUGUUCGUACCGUACUUUUUUGUUUAAACUACAACUGCAUGGCAAUCAUUGCAACAGGUUAAAAACAGAAAUUACAGUUUUAGAUUUAUUUAGUUUUUCUCAAAGAAAAAUAAUCUUAACCUGUUAUUAGAGGUUAUAUUUACUUUUACUCUAAAAAAACUCUCAUUGGGAGGCAUUACUGUUCCACUGCUGCCCCUUCACAUCACUCAAGGAAACAGGUGCUCACUGGGAACAUAACAUUAUUUUCACACCUCUCUGGUCCUCACAGCUUGUGGGCAGAAAUUGAAGCUCACAGAAAAGAAACAGAAAUCGUAUCUUUGAAUGCUUGGCAUUAUUUUGAUAUGUCUAGAGCAUGUCAAAGUUGAACAGCUGGUUUAUUGUCAUGGAAUUAUCCAUGCACAUGGAAAAGAUUUUAGUCUGUGCUUUGAAAUUCUCUGAUCCACGAACAACAGGUUUGUGCAGUAAUUUUUUCAAAUUACAGUGUCUUUUUACCCAGCCUCACAUUUAUUUUCUGGAAAAAACUUAAAUUAAAAUUUAACAAUCAAAACUGAAACAGUAACAUAGUGUAUUUUAAAAUGUCAUCUGGUGUUCUCGAUGAAUAUUCAAUAUGCAAGUAGGUAAUUACAUUCCUUUCCCUUAUAAUAAAUAGUAAUCGCAUUUCCCUUAUCUCUGUAGCUUGAAGAGCAUUUUCCCGUGUUUCCAUUCUGAACCUGGAAAACACACAGAAAUGGAGUGUCUUACAGGUGUAUAGUUCUACAUUUUGAUUUCAUUACUCCUAACCAAUAUAAAUUAUUGUGAGAACAGUUUAACUUUAACUAUAGUUUAACUGUGUUGAUUCACAGAAAAGCAGCAUCAAAAUCAAUACUUUUGUUGACAUAUUUGAAAGUGAACAAAGUUUCCAUUAAAGUAAAUCAAUUCAAUGGUCAAUUUAAUGUUCUUUGCUCAUUCUUCACCAGCAUUCUUCAGCUACCAUAUAUGUUGGUCCCUAUUACAAGCAGAUGGUUUUGGCAGGAUGGACAAAACAAUUUUUUCUUUAAAUCUUGAUCUCAUUCAGCUGCCAACAUCUUGUAUUUGAUGCUUUGUUAGAAGAAAAAACAACCUAUGUUCUUGGAUCAUGGAAUUCAGGUUUCAGUAAGGCAAGCUAUGACGACUAAGCCUCAGACACAUAUGCAAUUUUCAAUUAAAAUAGAUGUUAAAAAUGGUGCUUAAAAGAACGCCUUAAUAUAUGAACCUCCUUUAGUUAUUACUAAGUCAUCAAAAAAUAAUAUGUUUCUUUUGUUAGUAUCUAAACAAAAUAUAUACCUGUACAUACCAUCAAAAAGUAUAGUGUAGCAUGCAGGGAGUCCACAUUACCUUCUGUAGAAUUCAGGAUAGAUCAAUUGGUGCUCUUCUCCAGUGUGCUAUCUUAUUAAAGAGACUACAGAUUAUAAAUUCGGUCAGGAGUUUGAGUAUCAUGUCAGCAAUGAAAGCAGUACUGCAUAAUCUGAGCCAGAGAAAAUGUUGCAACAAGCUUGCAACUAGAGUUGCCCAGAUUUGGAAAUAGUAGCACCUGAAAUUAUUAUUUUUUUAAUAAGCAGGGAAUUUGAGAGAAACAUUUGAGAGGAAACCUGUCUUGUGUUUGCACAUAUACCUAAUUUAUAAUCUUUUGUUCAAAAAAAAAAUAAAUCUGCUUUUAAUAGAUCCUGAUGUUCAAAUUUUUUUUUAACUCUAGGAUCAAUGAUAAUACAAUAAAGUUAACCUUCAAGAUGUUUUGGACUGAGGUUGUUGAAACAACCUACGAUAAAAGAUUGCACAUGUUGCCCAACCUAAAUGGCCUGAUCUACGUUUAUGUAUUUAAUCUUAUGUCUUGGUUAAAUUUGUCUAUUGCUUUAAUCCUUGAUGCACUUUGUUUAUUUUACUUUUGAGGUAAAUGUGUAUCAGUAAGUAUUGUUUUAGAAUAGAAAGUACAAUUAUUGUCAGAUCCCUUAUCCAUGUUGGAGGCUGGAUUUUAAAGUGCAGUUCAAAUGUGAAACUACAGGAGAUUGUGGGCUCCCAUAACUAUAUUUCUUAACUUAUACAUAGGUUAUCCUGAAGUGCUUAUUCUUACAGUAAUGCAGUUUAUGGAUUCACUUGAAUGAUGGAAAUGGCCAUGAACAAAGCUGCCUUUUAAGAGCUUUUUCGAUAGAAUGCUUUAGGCUCCAUUCACUUUUGGUUAGGAUUAGCUGUUGAGAAAAUGCUGUUUUUUUCUGUUUUUUUUGUGUUGUAGAUGGUCAUUUUUAUUUCCUGCUUUUAAUUUCAAAGUCAUAUCUGUGAUGAGAGAAUGUUAUUUCUUAAUGAAUAUUAUGCAGAUGUAAGUUGUAGCAGCAAAGAUUUUUUCCUUCUACAGGAUGAACAUCUUUUUUAGCAUUGUGGAAGAUACAGUUCUAAAGCAGAGACAUAUCUUCAGUUAAUCUGAAAGAUAAUGGUCAAAAUGGUCUGCCAGUUUGACUCCCGCUGCAAAUACUUUUUGCAGUUUUAUCAUUUUAAAGAUGAAAUAGGAUAUAGGACUGUAUUGUUCUAAUUGUCAUUGACACUGGUUUUUGUACGUGUAAUGUUUUUGUCUGGCUUUUAAUUUGACAAACAGAUUUCUGAGUCACAUUUUUCUAUUGAUUUUUUUUCAAAAUUAAUUCAAAAUGUUAAGGUACUUUAACUUCAAAGAAAUAGAAAAUAGAUUUGGUAGUUAUCUGAGAUUUGUAACAAUUAUAGUCUGAAUAUAGGCAUUGGAAAAAGAUAUUGCAGCAAUGGCCACUGACCAUCCAAGUGAACUUCUAUACUUUACAUUACUUCUACAUAAACACCAUUUGGCAUUGAUGGUUAGUACUUUAGUAAUACGGUGCGAAUAUAUUUGUAUACUUAACCAAAUACUUGAAUUGUUUUCUAGAAUAGUGACUGUAAUGUUCACAGAUGGAGUAGCUGAGAAUUACAAGGAAUGUAAGCUUAGUACCUGUUAUAGUUCUGUGCUCUUAUAUUCGAUGCAUAGAUGUGUCAGCCAUAGAACAACGUAAUUAUAUUGGUGCUAUUAUAACUGUCCCUUAGUUAUGCUUUUAAUUGCUUCUGAAAAGCUACAACCUUAGCUUUUGGAUGGCAGUUUAUUUUUCAUGAUUGCCAGCAUUUCUAUGUUUAUAGCAUCAGGUUUAAAGUGGUGUUAUAGAUCACAUUGUUUGGGAAUAAUAUUGGCAGAGUCAUUUUAUUUGUUGGUUGGUAUGCAGUGAUAGAAUGAGUGAUUUAUACAAAAACCUCAAUAGAUGUGGUGCUUUGGCAUAUCCUAUCAAAGUAUCAACCUGGUCAAUGUCUUUCAGAGUUAUAUUUUAAAAGAAUUAUGCCAGUACAUUUUAAGGAAAAACGUAAGGAUCAAAUUAAAUGGUAAAAUCUGAAUGUCUUUUUCUGUUAGAGCAAAAUUGACUGCAACACUGUGUGUUUGAGUCUCCUUGAAUUUGGUUUACCAUCGAAUUACAUUAGCCAAGAGACAAAAGGCAGAGAAGUACCUGAAAAUAAAACUUUAAAAAAUGGAAUGAAAAAAAAGGACUGCCCAUAAUUUCUGGAAUAUCAACAUAUACAAUAUCUAAGGAUAUUAUCAUUUGUGAUUGCAUGAGUGAAUACUAAAAACAAACACCUCAAAAAAAAGUUGACUAAGUGCCUUUGGAAAUUUGGUGGUACAAUGAAUGCAGACUUCAUAAACAGGAACUCUGCACUGGAGAUGCCCUUGAGUUUUUUCAUCGUUAAAUACAAACAUUGUGGUCUGAAUGCAUGAUGCAAAUUAUGGCUAUUUCUACAUCUGCAUUAGUACAUUAGUAGCAGGGAUGGUCCUUAAACAUUCUUAGCCAAGUAGUGGUAUGAAUGAGAAGUAGCAACACCUGAUUUGUUCUUGUCCAAUUAAACACAAAAAUGAAAUCCACUCCAACAGCACUGGCUACCGGAGUGUCAAGGAUUACUCCCCCACCCAAUACUACACUAACUCCCCCUAACUCCCCCUACUACACUCCCCCACUAACAAUACUAUUACCCUCUAUGAAAUCCAGCAAAUCAAGGAGAAUAAACAUCUCUCUAUCCACCAGAACCUCACAAUGUUCCCUGCCAUUGUUUGAAGUUGCACAAGACCUUCUGGAAACAUUUUAACUCUGUGAAGCUUGUCUAGACAAAUGGAACUCAGAAUGUUGCAAACGUUGUGAAAGAUCCAACUAAUUAGGUCCCUCGCUUGAUGUUCCAUAUAGGUCAUGGGUAUAUCUGAACCUCAUCUUUACAAAUCAUUGCAGAUGGCAGAUAUGGAUUCAUGAACCAUGAAUGGAAAAGAAAAACUUGAGUGACUAUGGUCACCAGAAAUAGACUAUAGAAUACAUCUUUCAGUGUACAAUCUGCAAACAUUAAGGAACUUUUAUAGUGAUGCACUUUGUCUCUCCUGAUCUAGCUAAUUAUGUGGCUUAUACACCCAAAUCUAAAUUUGUAGUUGCUGCUCUACAGCUACACAUUAUAACCAUAUGAAACAAGAAGAACUGGUUCCAGUGCUGUUGUACUGGUUCCCUGUUGUCGAGCUACUCCGCCUGAGCACUUCUUCUAAGCGUUAGGGAAAAUAAAGUGAAUUGGAGAAUUACCCAAUGAUCCUUACUUUUUGUCAAGGCAACAGCUGUUGAACCUAGGCUCCAGUUAACUAAUGGUAUAAGCUUUAGUGUUUCAGAAUGUGAAGAAGCAGUAAUGAGUCUGGUAUCUUCUAUCCCUGGAGGACAGAUGCAUGUAUCUUUGAUUCUGGUAUUAAUUCAGGAAUAUGGCUCUGGGGGCAGAAAUGAAAAGAGGGAGCCUUGGAACUGGGGUAUUUAAAAUGGGGAAAAAUAAAUUGCCAUUCCUGAAUUCAGAACAAAUAAACAUGAAACGUGACCAACCGGCAUAGAGGGAGACAGCUAGAAAUUGAUAUGGUUGUGGUUUUUCAGAAUGCAGAGUGUAGAUUUACACUUAUUCAUCUCAGCAUCUUGAUCCUAAUGGAAUUGAUGGAAUCUUAAUUGCAUAUCUCAGCAUUAAGUGUUGUAGGGCACAAAUGCACUUAAUGUAACAAAGUACAAAAAGCUUUAGGCUUUAGCAGUUGUGGACCAGUAACUUCCCAUUAUGGAUAUGGAAAAUGUUAAAUCAUGUCAAACUUAAACUGAAACUGCAUGCUAGUUUUGUACAGUGGGAGGGUGGGAAACUAUGUAACACAAGGUAAAAACCCAUCUAGGUAUUUUAAAUGCAUUUCUUAUGAAAAGCUUGUAAGUUUUUUUAUUGUUCUGAAUUAGGUUAUAAACUUGUGCAAAAUUGAAUACUCUUCUUUUUUAGCAGUUAUUGAAAUGAUAAGUUGUCUUUUUUCCUUAGGACUUUUAACUCAAUGCAUUCAGGUACCAGAAAUCUCAUAAAUAAGUGAAUGCAACAGUGUUACUGAAAAACCUCAAAUCAAGCCUUAUAAAAUAUGUAUUUAAAAGAGGCUGUCCUAUCCUGAAUCUAUCUUAAUUUUAGCAGGGACAAAGUGUUAACUAAGUCAUGUUCUUUACUUUCUAUCAUGUGUGACUCUGAUCAUUUCCUGUUUUAAAAGUAAGGUAUGAUUAACAAUUUGUCCCAAAAAAAGUAGACUUGGGGCUUUUGCAUACUUAAGUAAUUUUCAAUCAACAAGACCAUAAUAAUGAUAAUAUUAUUAAUAAUGAUUUUUACAAACUAGAUUUUUUUAUUACUUGGGAUUUUUGUGCAUUGCUUUUUAUUAAGCUGUGGAAAAUAAGGUUUAUUUUUUAAUUGGUUAAUUUUUUAAGAAAGGACAAAGCAUUCAUGGUUUCUAUUGGCAUGCUCAGAAAGUAGGCAUUUUUGGAAUGUAAUUUAUUUAAGACAUUGGAGUGUUACAAAUGUAUUCAGUGUUGGAAAAUUUGAAAAAAAAUGAGACUUUUUUUUUGUAUGUUUCUUAUUCAUAGCUCUGUAGGAUUUUUAUUAUUUUUAUUUUAUCAUCAAAACCUAAAAAACUGGAACUUAAACAACUGAAAAUGAAGGCCAAUACAAAACAUACAAAUGAGGAAACACCUUUACUCUGCAAAGGGGCAUAUUCUUAGUACUGUCACACUAAAACAUUUCAGUCUGUAUCUCUCUAUCUUAAGUAUGUUAACAGGGUAUUGAUAAAAUGAAAAUGUACUUAAUAAAGGUUAAUAAUGCAUGAAAAUUGAUUCUCCAUCUGCAAAACAAAGCACCUGUAUAUAUGUUGUCGGAUUUAAAAUAGAUAUAACUAACCUAUGUAAAAGCAUUUAAUAGUUCCAGAUGUAUAAGUUCUCUACUUUUAACGUUCAAAUCUCAUUUGAAGAUCACAAAAAUAGGGAACAUUUUCUUGCAUAAUAAAGAUAUGCUUCAAGAUGUCUUCGUACAACUCGCUUAAAAAUGACUUCAAAAAGCACUGUACUUUAAAUAAUACCCAGUUUUUGGGAUAGUAUUUACAUCACCUUAGAUAUAAAUAAAUGCCUUCCAGACUUAUUGUUGUUGGAAUAAAUAAGGAUUAGAAAAUUGGCUUCUGAACAUCAAGGCCAACAUAUAAGAUGCUGAAAAGAGAAGAAAGGAAACAAAACGUUUUGGCUGUGGAGCCUUUUUCGGGUGUGACGUUUCCUUUCAUCUCUUUUCAGUAUGGAUUAACCUAUUACUUGUUCCUUUGCAGCCUAUGCAUGCUGAUGCAACUACCCACUUGAACAACAUAUAGUAAGAUUGCACAUUAGUAUUUUUCUUACCUUUAAAACAAAGUGCAAGAAUACAAAUUUAAUUUACAAUCUAUUGAGAAACCUACCUGAGCAUGCCAUACAACACCAUUGUGAUUCUGUCUUUCUAUUUUUUUUUUUACCCUGCCUUCUGUAAACUUCCUCUAAUUGUUGUAACUGUUUCUCUUUGUGGGUUCAUGUGCAGUGCUGAAGCAGUUAUCCUGUGUAAGAGGACUAUACAGCAACUUAUACUGGCUUUGCCAAAGAAUAUGUAACAAAGCUACAUACAGGUUUGCGCCAAAUAACAACAAAAAAAACAAUAAUAAAGCAUUGUCUUUAUGCCAGUAAGGAUGUAUCAGUUUGUUUUAAUCAAAUUUGAGAAAGAGUUCAGAUGAAAAAGGAAUUGAAAUGUUUUCUCUCUUCAAAUAGUGUCACUAGAACUACUUAUUUAAGGCCUUAUUCUAAACAGUUUUAAAUUCAGAGCUUGUGUGUGUGUAAUUUUAGGACCUGCUGUGGCCUUAUUAGUUUUUUGAGGGCUUUAGAAUGUUUCAAAAGCUAUUUCUUUGGAGUGGUGGUGUUUCACACUCAUUUACUACAAAUGUUGACUUCAAAAAAUGGCCUUUGAAUGGUUUUACCUGACAAGCCAAAGACAUUAGUCCCUAAAGAUACAGAUAGGUAAGAUUUUGUUGAUACCCCAAAUAAUUAGUGAUAUUAUGAAUGUUAUAUUUGUAAGCUGAUUUGGUUUCAAAAAUAUUUCAAGUGUCUUGUCAAGGAGCUCAACACUAACUUUUUAUUUGUGUAAAGUAUCCCAUUCCCAGUUCUGAUUGUUUCACCUGCAUCUUUUUGUGCAAGUGACCAGUUUAUAAAAUCCAGGUAUAAUUAAAAAUCCACCUUUUGAAUUUAUAAUUUACCUGGCAUAGUGCAGGUUAGGAAUCAGAGGUGGUUUGGAGGAGAAUUAAAAAAAAAAAUUUAAGUCCUUGGUAUAAGCUAUCUGGCCUGGUUGAAAAUAUAGGUAAUCAAGUUGCAUUAAUACUACAGUCUUUAAGGCACAAUUAAAUUUGAUCUAUAUCUGAUUCGUUUAUUACACAAACUAGACUAGAGCACAUUCUGAAUCAUAGUAGGGAGUUUGAUACUCUCUACAAUAUACAUAGCCGAUGAGAAAUAAGGAAUGUAUUUUUGCUGCUAGACAAAAGAAACUGGCAUAAUUAUUGGCAAAAAUCAAAAUUACUGUUUGGUUUUUAGAGGUCAUUUGACUUAAAAAAAAAUAAUUCAACCUUUCCAAGAUUCUUAAAGAAUACAACUCAGUUUCCACCGUGGGAUUGUCCAGUGCUAUACAUUACAAGUUUUUCAUUUUGAGGCCAAUACAGGUUGCUGAAUAGUCACACUUAAGUCUUAAUCUUGCAAAGUUAGUUAAUUACUUUUUUUUAAAAAAAGGUGUUAUGAUGGUAUCUUAUGUAACUGACGUGCAACUUCGAUGGAUUCCUAAGUGUUGUAAAUGCAUGUCACCUUGGUGUGUUUGCAAAGCCUUUGAAAGGACCUGAGUUUGUUGAAUUUUUUAUAUAUUUGAUUUAACUUUUUUUUUAAGAAACAGACAUUUGUUUUUCCUAAGCAAUCCUUUGUAAAACUUUCUCUCUAUUUUGUACAGGAUGUUAUAAUUGUAAACAGUGUAAAUAAGUAGCGCAUCCGCGACAACAAUCAUUUAUCGAAAAAUAAAAUAAGAAUAAUUUGGCCAUUGGAAUCUAAGAGAAAAACUACCUUUUUUAUUACUUAAGUGUCAAGGAACCUUGCAGAAAUGGGUACAUAAAAGGCAUGUUUUUAAAAAUACAAAACUAUCCAUCUGUCUAACGUUGUCCGUUUGUUUCAAUAAAGUCAUGCCAUAUAGAA